AUGGUCCCCGGCCAGCCGUGCCGGGGGGCGGCCUGGCUGCUGCUGGUGCUCCUGCUCCUGCCGCCGGCCCCCGCGGCGUGCACAGGAGAGUUGUAUUGUUCUUUGCUCAACCCUAGGAAUGUCCGUUUUGAAUCUGUAAAUAUGAAGAAUGUCCUUCACUGGUCAGCACCAGAAGGCACAGGCAAUGGAGUACUCUACAAGGUGAAGUAUUCAGUGUAUGGUGUUGGCAAAUGGAUUAGAAAGCCAGAAUGCAGGAAUAUAAACAGAACAUGGUGUGACCUCUCCAGUGAGACCUCUGACUACGAAGAACAAUACUACGCAAGCGUUAAAGCCUUCCUAAAUGGAAUGUUCUCUGACUGGGUGGAGACCACACGAUUCAACCCUCUUACAGACACUAAAAUUGAUCCACCCAUGGUAAGUGUAUCUUCUACUGACAAAUCUAUUUCAAUCAUUCUGACUGCUCCCGAGAAGUGGAAAAGAAGUCCUGAGGAAGAAUCCAUAUCUCUGCUUCAAGUGUAUCCUGGCCUGCAAUACAACGUGUCUGUCCUUAAAAAAAAAACAAAGAAGCGGUGGUUCUUCUCCAUCAGAAACCACACCCUGGUUGUGCCCUGGUUAGAACCUGAAACAGCUUAUUGUGUCAGUGCACAGAUACAUGUCACCACACCGCUUUUGGACAGUGGCUUUUCCAAAGAAUAUUGCAUUGCUACCUUGAAAGAUAAAACAGAAGAUGAGACUAUAAGAAUCGCAUUUGGAUAUGUUCUCCCUACCAUGCUGGCUGUCCUUUUUAUUUCAGUGACAUGCUAUUGUGUGCACAAGUAUAUUCAUGUCCACAAACAAAAACAUCCAACAAAUCUGGUAUGGCAGUACACUGACAAAUGCAAUGAAAAGGUUUUCAUACCAAGUGAAAAAAUGAUGCUUAAUCUUAUCAGCGUUACUGGGGAUGACUUUAAGGAAUCCAAUCAUCUAUCGGAAAGGAAAAGUGCCCACUACUACACUGUUUACACUGGCAGUGAAGGGAAGGAUUUGCCUUCUAAGGAAGUUGUUACAGAAGUGCUGGAAACAAAACACUUGGUUGAUAUUUCACACGAGGAGAUUUCACACAAAGAGAUUUCACACGAAGAAGAUAUUCUAGUGGAAAGGGACCAAACUAGAGACUGGACAUCCUAUGGCCAGUCUGGGACACAGAAUACUUUGAGAAAGAAAAAUGCAGGGGCUGUAGAGUAUGAACAUGAUGUAAGGACUGAAGACUUUAGACCUGGUCAGAAAAUAGAAGAGAAAUUUUCUGCCCCCAGGGGACAGAUCUGUGAGCUACAGAUCACUUUGAGGGACUUGGUUGAUAUGGAAAUAGGACAGCCAUAUUCCCCCCAACUAGAGGUGAGGGUAGCAGACCUUUGUCUGGGACAGAAAACAGAGGAACUUAAUUUGAAGAUGGUUGAUGUAGCAGAUGAAUUGACAUGUGAGACCCAUAUGAGCUUUGUGGACCUGGAUACUGAAAAAUCUGGGCAGACAUCCUAUCGUCAGCUGGAAAAAAUCACACAGGGCCUCACAGAUAAAGAAGGUGAACAGACGACAGUAGUUGAUUGGGAUCCUGACAAUGGAAGACUGUAUAUUCCUACUUUGUCCAGUGUUGAAAAUCGGGUGUGUGAAGGAGUAUUCAAGUAUGAUGAUCCAAACAAAGACGAAAUUUUGUUCAGACUGUAUAAGAAAGAGGUAUCUAGUGAAUCAUCAAAGGACCAAGGAAUGUAUCUCCUGCAGUUCAAGGAACAAUGGGGGCUUCAUGUAGAAAUGGAAGACUGAAAAGUAACUUUUUUAAAUAUUCAAAAAUGCAAAAUCCUGUUUACUUUGCUAAAGAGAGUGAUGGACUCAGGGGAGCAGACACAUCUAAAUGUAUUGAAGUUUUUGGAACCAUCACAGUUGAAUAUUUAUUCAUUAUCUGUUAUUGAUAACAGUUUCCAGAUGCGAUAUAAAUUAGUUGACUUUCAUCAUAUACCUCUUGUGUAAAAUAUGAUUGUUAUGACAUUAUAUUAUUUUUA
Messenger RNA from Chiroxiphia lanceolata (lance-tailed manakin), 2033 nucleotides. It is a transcript of the gene IL20RA, whose product is annotated as interleukin 20 receptor subunit alpha. The coding region runs from base 1 to 1797 and encodes 598 amino acids. The record is from RefSeq and is a predicted model, not a curated record. The transcript is spliced from 7 exons. Gene Ontology annotation, molecular function: interleukin-20 binding. Lineage: Eukaryota; Metazoa; Chordata; Aves; Passeriformes; Pipridae.